AUGUCUCGCAUUCAGAUCCCUCUCGACCUCAUCACGUCCCGCCUCAACCUGGGAGAACGCUUCCAGGGUUUGCGCGCGGGGCCUCUGAGCGGUCGAUUCUCCAAUCUAAGGCCAAUCUCCGAGUUCUUCGACUUCAAGCGCCUGUCCAAGCCUGCCAACUUUGGCGAGGUGCAGUCGCGCGUCAACUACAACCUGAGCCACUUCUCCAGCAACUAUGCCGUGGUCUUUGUCAUGCUCAGCCUGUACGCCCUGCUUACCAACUGGCUGCUGAUGUUUGACAUUAUCCUGGUCGUCUUUGGCAUGUGGUUUAUCGGCAAAUUGGAUGGAAGAGAUUUGGAAAUCGGCAGCUUCAAGGCUACUUCGUCGCAGCUCUACACUGGACUCCUCGUCGUCAGCAUUCCCCUUGGACUGAUUGCCUCUCCCUUCUCUACCCUGCUCUGGUUAAUAGGCGCUUCUGGAACAGCAAUUAUUGGUCACGCAAGCUUUAUGGAUAAGCCCAUCGAUGAGGCUUUUUCCGGGGAGGCGAGAGUCGAGGAGUUGGCCUCGGAUGACGAUGAUGAGGAUGGACAAGGUUUAAGGAGUAGAGAAACUGGCGUCGUGCGUCGCAAUCAGCGGCGAUACGACUCGAGAGAUGAAGAGGAUAGCUCGUCUGGCGAUAGCCAUGACGAAGACUAUUCGGACGACCAGCAAGAUGAAGAAGAUGAGUGGGAAGCGGCCCUGGUGGAAAAGGCGCUCUAUCGAAUUAAUAAGGCACAGGCCAAGGGAAGGACAGACGUGAGGCUGAGCAAGGAAGAGAUCAAAGCCCUCGAGCGAAGGCAACAGCGCAUGGAGGCAGAGGAGCGAAGAAAUCGCAGGCGUCGCCAAGAGCGCGUGGCCAUACCGCUUUCUCAAUUUGGAUCGAUGGCUCGACUGGGAGGUUCAGAAUCCGGUUCCAACCCAGUAUCAAGACAGCCCUCGGGAAGCGAGACGCAUGACGAGAUCUCUCCUCAGAUGGGAUACUUUCCCCCUCCAUCCGGUUCACGCUCUCGGCCAAAGUCUACACAUUCUACAUCGCGGCCAACCAGCUUCCAUGAGGAACCUUCCAGGGACCCCUUUAAGUACCAAACAGCUGGUUCUCGCGCUGCUGCUGCUCCCAAGCGCCAUGGCUCUGGACAGUCUGAUUUGAGUGCCAUGUCACGACAAGGCCGACCUGAGUCUGUGUCUGAGUGGAGCCGGCAAGGAUCGUCCAGGCGGCAGAGCUCUGAUGAUACAAGCGAAGAUCUGGCAUUGGUAGAGGAGCGUUCGAGUAGAACGGAGAGUUCGAGCAGAACAGCAAAGGGCAGAGAAGAAAUCGUGGUCGAGGUGGAAGUUGAAUCUCCUUCCGGGCCUGAACGGGCGCCAUCUCGCACGCGCUCGACAACCAGGAAGAAGUCUGACCCGGCACCAACGAGGAGGACAGUAUCAAGUAGGACAGGCACUGGAACUUCGGGGGCUUCUGCAGGAGUACGAAGGAAGAAGCGGGAAUAG
Molecule: messenger RNA, 1506 nt
Organism: Trichoderma gamsii
Lineage: Eukaryota; Fungi; Ascomycota; Sordariomycetes; Hypocreales; Hypocreaceae
Product: prenylated Rab acceptor 1
Exons: 3
Coding region: 1-1506 (501 amino acids)
Cellular component (GO): Golgi apparatus
Source: RefSeq, a predicted model, not a curated record